AUGUUAAGCAACACCAAAAACCAAUCAGAUCAAAAAAUCUAUAUCGUAAUUUGUAAUUUUUCGUCAUCCUCCACAUCUUUGGAAGACAACAAAAAUUUAAAAGAAAAUUUAAAAAAUGAAAUAAAAAUUCAACAAAAUUCUUCAAAAAUAAAUUUUUUAAAUUUAUUUAUUGGUGAUUUAAUCAAAAUAAUUUCGUUUAAUGGAGAAUGGUGUUUUGGCUAUCGAUUGGAAGAACCUGAACAACGUGGAAUUUUUCCAUCAAUUUUUGUACAGGAAAUAAUGAUUAAUAAUAAAAUACAAACAUUUUUUAAUGUUGGGGAAGGAAAAAAUAAUAAAAAUUUGACUGAUGAAAAGGAGGUUGGAAGGUUGGCCUGUGAUAUUAGCGAGGCAUUAAAGGAAUGGAUAGAAAGAACUAAAUUCGAUUAUGGAGAAGGCAUCUCAACUAUAUGCCAAUUCGAACAACAAAUAGCCUUAAUUAAACAAUUACUGGUUGUUAAAAGGCAUUUAUGUUCUGGUACUAUUACGGCUGAAGAAAUUAAAGAAAUUAAUUUGGUAUUAGCAGAUGUAAUAGACGCUGGAAAUAAUUUAUUGAAAUUAAAUAUGAAUAUAAGGGAUGAUUCGGGAAUUUAUGCAAAUUUAGAUGGUAAUUUUGAUUUUAAUAUUGAAAAAAAAUUUUCAGAUUUUUCAAUAAUAACUUCAUAUAAAAAACACGAAAAAAUGUCAGAACGAAUAAAUAAAAAUUCUAAACAAAUAAUUGACUCAUUUUUGGAGGAUAAUUUUUUAACAAAAAUAUCAACAAAAUUAAAAAAUAAUUUAAAUAAAUAUUCUCUAUUAAUUAAUAUUAAUUUAAAUGAAUUAAUUGAACAACAUUUAAAUAAUGAAGAAAUUAAUAAUAAUUUUGAAUUAAUUUUUGGAUUGGGGAAAACUUCUAAAUUAAAUAAAAAUACUGGAAAUACUAAAGCCACAACCCAACCAAUAACAGAACCUUUUACCAUUCGAUUAUCCAAAAUAAAUAAAAAUAAACAACAAAAUAAAGUUUUAUUUAUUGGAAUAUCAGAAUCUGAUUUAGAAAAUAUUUCUUUAUGGAUGACUUGUUUAAUUAUUGGACCUAUUGGAAUUUCUGUUCGUGGAGGAGAUGACGUUCGCCAAUAUUAUGCGAAUGGUCAUACUUUGUUGGGUGAAUUAAUUAAGGAAAUGGUUGAUAAAGAGCAACGUGAACAGACUUUGAUACUUCAAAGGAAGGAAGCAGAUUUAGUUUUACCUUCUAAUAAUUAUCAAAAUACUUCUUCCUUAAUUACUAAUACAAUUAAAAAUGAAAAAAUACCAAUUAAAUUAAAUAUACAAAUUUUUAAUGAAUUUAAUUCUUUAAUAACAACAUCAACAAACAUCCAAAUCCUUAGACCCCUCAAACUUGAAAAUGAACAUUUUUGUAGAAAUGAAUUAUUUAUUUGGUUAAGGGAUGCUGAUUUUCAUGGAAUUGCUAGAUCUGAAAAAAGUAUUGAGGUAUGGUGGGGAUGAAUUAAAAAGAUUUUUUAUUACAAAGUUGACAUAAAUCAAAAGUUUUGUCCCCACAAAAAGUGCCCAAGCGAUAGACGGGGGGGGGG
This is a messenger RNA of Meloidogyne enterolobii, 1604 nucleotides long. The record is from the annotation of a GenBank genome assembly. NCBI's taxonomy places the organism in Eukaryota, Metazoa, Nematoda, Chromadorea, Rhabditida, Meloidogynidae.